Messenger RNA from Harpegnathos saltator (Jerdon's jumping ant), 4444 nucleotides. It is a transcript of the gene Myo61F, whose product is annotated as unconventional myosin 61F. Gene Ontology annotation, cellular component: actin cytoskeleton; plasma membrane; cytoplasm. Gene Ontology annotation, biological process: actin filament organization; actin filament-based movement; endocytosis. The transcript has 21 exons. The record is from RefSeq and is a predicted model, not a curated record. The coding region runs from base 412 to 3603 and encodes 1063 amino acids. Gene Ontology annotation, molecular function: ATP binding; microfilament motor activity; actin filament binding. NCBI's taxonomy places the organism in Eukaryota, Metazoa, Arthropoda, Insecta, Hymenoptera, Formicidae.
CGCCGAAUCGCUCGUGAGUAGCGGUCGUAGGUAGUUCCAUCCUUGCGCGGUGCCUUGUCGACUUUUCGACAUCGAGAAGACGCGCGACUUUUCCACUGCUGUAUACAUAACGCGCGAAAGCAUCUCUUAAACGGAAAGAACCCAAGAGGGAUCUCCUGAUCGUUGUGCGUCCGCGUUUAUCUGCUAAGUAUCGCCGGACACGACCCUGGACAGGUCUUCUCUCUGGAGGAUUACCGAUUCUCGUCAAGUGGAGGAAAAUAAGUGACGUGUAUCGUUGUCGUUGUAAAUUCGCGGGAUUGGUGUUAAGCGACGAGAAUUGACGGUGAAGAGUGCGCGUCUCCUGCGGAAUUGGAUUAAAAAAUUAAGAAAAAUUUAGAAUCCUCCUUCCUUGAGCCACGUCGUGACGUCGAGAUGCGCAAGCUACAAGACCACGAAGACAUGGGCGUGGAGACGGCUGACACCGGAGGUGGCUUUAGGCCGGAAAUUCAGGGUCGCAACAGGAAAUUGGAGCUUGAAAAUAUGGAGCGAGGACUUCACGAACGUGAUCGAGUCGGAGUUCAGGACUUCGUUCUUCUGGAGGAUUUCCAAAGCGAGUUAGCUUUCAUCGACAACUUGCGCAAACGUUUCAACGAGGAUCUCAUUUAUACGUACAUUGGCCAGGUAUUAGUGUCGGUAAAUCCAUACAAGAAACUACCCAUCUAUACCCCGGAAACAAUUCAGUACUAUCACAGGAGAAACUUUUUUGAGGCGCCUCCUCAUAUCUUCGCUCUUGCGGACACCGCCUAUCAAUCCCUGGCAAAGGAGAAUCGCGACCAAUGUAUCUUGAUUUCAGGCGAAUCCGGAUCUGGAAAAACAGAGGCAUCUAAAAAGGUUCUGGAAUUUAUUGCGGCAGCUACUGGACACAAGAAGCAAGUUGAACAAGUGAAUGAAAAACUAAUAGGCAGCAAUCCAGUGUUAGAAGCGUUUGGUAACGCGAAGACUAAUCGCAAUGACAAUUCCUCCCGUUUUGGCAAAUAUAUGGACGUUCAAUUCAAUUUCCAGGGAGAUCCAGUCGGUGGAAAUAUCUUGAAUUAUCUGUUGGAGAAGUCCCGAGUUGUUCAUCAAUCAAAUGGCGAGCGCAAUUUUCAUAUCUUCUAUCAGCUUUUAGCAGGCGCAGACGACGACACGUUGAAAAGAUUAUUCCUAAAACGAAAUCUGGACACUUUCUUCUACCUGAGCAGCGGGACGAAAGGUACAGUGGAUACCAUUGACGAUGCUAAUCAGUACAAAGAGGUUAUUAAGGCUAUGAAGACUAUGGAGAUGUCCCAGCAGGAACAGAAUGAUCUGUUUGCCAUAGUCUCGUCGGUACUGCAUAUGGGCAACGUGGGCUUCACGGAGGAGGAGGGUGUAGCGACAAUCCUAAAACCCGCGUCCGUCGACGCCAUUGCUACGUUAUUAGGAUGCGACGUAAAGCGACUGGCAAAGGCAUUCACUCAUCGUACCAUAAAUGCUCAGGGUGACGUUGUGGUUUCACCCUUGAAUAGAGAAUUAGCUAUCUAUGCACGAGACGCUCUAGCUAAGGCCGUGUACGACAGAUUAUUCACCUGGCUCGUGACCAGACUCAACAAGUCAUUGCAGCCUCUUACCAAUCCCCGACAUAAAAUGGUUAUGGGCAUUUUGGAUAUUUACGGCUUUGAGAUUUUCCAAAAAAACAGCUUCGAGCAAUUCUGCAUCAAUUUCUGCAACGAAAAACUUCAACAGCUGUUUAUUCAAUUGACGCUAAAAUCGGAGCAAGAGGAAUAUCUACGCGAAGGUAUAGCUUGGGAGAAUAUACAGUAUUUCAACAAUAAAGUUAUCUGUGACUUAAUUGAGGAGAAAUACAAAGGAAUAAUAUCAUUGAUGGACGAGGAAUGUCUACGGCCUGGAGAACCGACAGACUUGAGCUUUUUGGAAAAAUUGAAUGUAAAUUUGAACAAUCAUCCUCACUACAUCAGUCAUCAGAAGGCAGACAUACAAACGCAGAAGAUCAUGGGCCGAGAUGAAUUUAGAUUAAUACAUUACGCCGGUGACGUGACGUAUAAUGUUCGUGGAUUUCUUGAAAAGAAUAACGAUUUACUAUUUCGGGAUCUGCGCGAAGUUAUGUCACAUACGACGAAUUCUAUCACAAAGGCUGUGUUUGACGUGAAAGAUUUAAUCAGUAAGAAACGCCCAGAGACUGCAGUGACUCAAUUCAAGAAUAGCUUGAAUAAUUUGGUCGAGAUUCUCAUGGGCAAAGAACCGUCUUACAUUCGUUGCAUCAAACCUAAUGAUUUUAAGAUGCCAAAUCAAUUCAACGAGAAAAUCGUUCUACAUCAAGUAAAGUACUUAGGCUUGAUGGAGAAUCUGCGGGUUAGGCGCGCUGGUUUCGCGUAUAGAAGACCGUACGAACAAUUCCUGCAACGUUAUAAGUGCCUCUCCGUGGAUACAUGGCCGAAUUAUCAUGGUUCAGCAAAGGAAGGCGUACAGGUGCUCGUAUGUCAUCUGGGAUACAAACAGGACGAGUAUAGAAUGGGCAAUACAAAAUUGUUUAUCCGAUUUCCCAAAACGUUGUUCGACACAGAAGAUGCAUUUCAAAUGAAGAAACACGAAAUAGCUGCUAUCAUUCAAAGCAAAUGGAAGUGUAUAUUAGCAAGAAGAAGGUACUUGAAAAUGCGGGCUGCGGCGAUAGUCUUCCAGAAGUACAUUCGCAGAUGGCAUGCAAAACGCAUAGCGAAAAAACGGCGAAAUGCAGUUAAUACUAUUCGCAGAUUUAUCGAAGGAUUCAUCACUCGAAAUGGGCCUCCCACUAAAGUCAACAUGGCUUUCAUCGAAUUGGCAAAAUCGCAAUGGCUUAUCAGGCUCUCUAAAACAUUGCCACCGGGUGUCUUGAACAAUUAUUGGCCACCAUGUCCAUAUUCUUGCCGAGAGGCAUCAGAGCAUCUACGCGUAAUGUAUAAGAGAUGGAAGAGCCGUUGUUACCGAUUAGCAUUAAGUAAGGAAGAUAAGGAGCAUUUCGAAUUGAAGAUCCUCGCAGAAUCAGUGUUUAAAGGAAAGAAGAAAUCUUACGCGAAGAGCUUAGGCCCAAGAUUUAUAACCGAUCGUCUCGGCGAGGAACACAAAGCUCUACGACAGAGUCUUAAUAAUAUUCUGCCUUCCGGGGAAAGCAUAAAGUACGCUACUCCUGUUAUCAAGUAUGAUCGACAUGGUUACAAGCCACGCGAGAGAGUACUUAUUCUAACGCAAAAUGCCGUGUACAUCCUCGAUACGCUUAAGACGUUCAAACUUAAGCAUCGCUUACCUUACAAAGCCAUCGAGGAGUUGGUUGUCACCGGUGAAUCCGAUAAUUUACUCAUCGUCAGGAUACCACCUGAAUUAAAAAAGGAUAAGGGUGAUCUAAUCUUGGAAGUUCCGCACAUUAUAGAAGCUCUGACAAAAGCAAUUGAUAUCACUAGCAAUCCAAAUAUUCUUAAAAUCGUCAAUAACGAAUCUGUAUCUCACAAGCUAGUCAGUGGUAAAGAGGGGGUUAUCGAAUUCAAAACUGGUACCACCCCGGCGAUCAGUAAGAAUCGACAAAGCGGACACUUAUUAGUGGUUGUUUCUCCAUAAUACCAUAGAAGAUCUCUCGGAACAAAAAGCUCUACAAAAUGAGCAAAUGAAGCAAGUGCUAUGACGCCUAGAGCAGCCUUAAUCUAAUGUGAUUUAGUACAGAAUCGACAGAGUUUAAGAAGAGAUAAUAUAUGAAACUUUAACACAUCUGUUGAAUUACCACAUCAGAUUGAUACUUAUUGCAUAAUAGUGAUUGUAUAAUUAAUUUAAUUCAUGAAACAGGUCUGAUCGUUUUAGUUUUGACUCUUUCUUUCUCUGUUUCUCUCUUUCUCCUCUCCCUCUUCUUCUCUCUCUCUCUCUCUCUCUCUCUCUCUCUUUCUCUCUCUUUCCCUGCAUUUAUGAACUCUAAUUUUAUUUUGAAAGGAGAGAAAGAAGAAAAAAGAGAAGAAAACAAAAAAGAAAAAGAGAGCCAGAGCAAAUAAAGAAAAAUAGACUGAAACGAGCAGACCUAGUGCUCGUAAAUUGAUCAAAUGUGCCUUGAACUCUCUACUGCCUAAGAUAUUUGUUAAAAGUUUAGAGGAUCUUCACCUUUGCCUCUUGUAAUUUUUUUUUAAUGUUUUAGUAAUCAAUUACUUUUUAAUAUUUACAGUUAAAAAACUGAUUCAAUUCAUAUGUAUAAAAAAAAAAUAAAUCUAUAGUGUAAUUAGGGGCAAUAGAGGGUUGAAAGAUUUUGUAUUAUCUUUACAGUGUGUAAGAUUAUAUCGAAGUUGUUUUAGAAAGAAACAAAAGUGCCAUACGGCCGCUUGUACAAUAUUUUUCGUGUAAAACACCGAUAGGCUGUAAAUUAGAUGACAAUUGAUAUUUAUUUUAAUAGAGGAAAAUAGUUGAGUUUGUUGAUAAA